AUGUAAUACACGUGUAUCUAUUAGUUGAGCGAUAUUGUUUUAGUGGGAUUUAUUUAAUUUCAAAAAACCUAGUCCCGAUGUAAAUCCCCCCGAGGACGAAAAAGAACUAGAACAUGCUGAAGCCACGAUAGGGGAUAUCCCGCUAAAAACUUCUGAUACAUAUAAACUUCCGAAAGAAAAACAAACAACCACCCUGAAGAAGUUUAAAGAAAUGCUAAAUAUGAAGGAGAGAAUAGGCACAAGAACUCGUUCACAAUACAGAAUCCGGUAUGAGUUUAACAAGAAAGUUUACGAUCUUAGAGCCAAAAAGGUAGAAGCUCGUGAUAGUGUCCAACUAUUUCACACUAAACUGACCCAGUUAAAUCGAGAAAUUCCUGUGUCAGAGCGUCGUCAAGGAAUUCCUAUACCACGUAUGACUGACGAAGAUUUUCCUGAAAAACAUCUGGAAGUUAGGGCUUAUAAAAUAAAAACUCCUAGAAGAAUGCGAGAUAGAGAUAUAGUGGAGGAAAAACUGGAAUCACCACAGUGGGAACUUUUGGAGAAAGAAGCUUUGCCAAACAUGGAAAAAGGUGAUGAUGAUAGCGCAGGAAGCACGCAAGAAAUAAGACGACACCCUGAAUUUUAUUUGAGCUUCUUUGAAAAAGUUCCCUACGAAAAAGUUAGGGAAACAGCUAACCUUGAUUAUUACACACUUAUAAAUCAAAGUAGUGAGGAAGUAGAAUCUCCUUGGGAAAUAGAAAUGAGGAGUACUCGUUUAGUCAGGUAAUUUAUUCAAAUGGGAUUAUGAUUUUAGUAAAAGGUAAAACGUUUUUUUAUAUAUCCUAUGUUAGUUUACUUAUAUCCGCAAAUAUUAGAAAUGCUUCC
Messenger RNA from Agrilus planipennis (emerald ash borer), 864 nucleotides. RefSeq lists its product as uncharacterized. Lineage: Eukaryota; Metazoa; Arthropoda; Insecta; Coleoptera; Buprestidae. The coding region runs from base 212 to 766 and encodes 184 amino acids. The transcript has 2 exons. The record is from RefSeq and is a predicted model, not a curated record.